UAUCACUGGGCCCUGAUCACCGGCCCCAAGCGAGAAGCCGAUGCUUCUCGCGGGAAACGAUACCAUGCCAAAGAGCCACGACCAGGAGUGUGGGAGUACAGCGAACAAAACACUGGCACCGCAUCCACCCUCAUGAUCCUGGUCCGUAUCCGUACCGCCAAAGUCAAGAACAUGGUCCGGCUCGAACAGGUACUGCGGAGUGUACCCAUUAGGGUUGGGCAGCCGGGUUGGAACUGCGUGGAGUGGGUCCGAGAGGCGUUGUCGGCGCUGGCCGGAGACGGGAAGGCCCUCGGGACUUCCAGGAUUGACUGGCAGACUGUGCGGGUCACGGCGAUGCGGUAUGUGCGGCAAAAGGCAGCUGAGCACCGGUUUGAUGGCAGAGCCAGGCCAGGCCAGUUCAAUCCCCGGGUGGUGCCGACUUUUGACCUGUUGGCCGGAAGGGAGGUGAUCCAGUAA
This is a messenger RNA of Podospora anserina S mat+, 456 nucleotides long. RefSeq lists its product as uncharacterized. The annotation marks the transcript as partial. The transcript has a single exon. Lineage: Eukaryota; Fungi; Ascomycota; Sordariomycetes; Sordariales; Podosporaceae. The record is from RefSeq and is a predicted model, not a curated record.